AUGUGGAAAGAUGAAUGGGACCAAACCCUCUUCCAUUGUUCAAAGCGGUUAGUGGUCCUCCUUAAACAACACUGCGAAGGACAUCUCAAAACUCUCACUGGCGAGUUUAACACCCUUUUGAAUAGCUGCAAAAGAGAUCUAACAUCUGACAAUUGUGAUGCUAUCAACACUCGUCUCAAGGACAUAACUACUAUACAAUCCAACAACUUAAGUGAAAGACAAAAACGAAAAUUCCGCAGGGAUGGCAUAGAAUACACCCACCCUUCAUUACCAUCAGAGAGAAAGACUAAACGAAUAAGACGCUUUAAACGUAGACCUCAACAGACUGAUUCACCCUCCAACAUCGUGGUCAAUCUUUCUCAACACCAAUUAACGGAAUCGGAAACAUCUCUUCUCUCUAGAGGACUUAACUUCUGUCCUCUACCUGCUCCUGUCAAUGACACCAAAUUGUCGGAAGACCUUGACAAUUUUGCUAGAGGUCUACGUAUUAAGGAAUAUUUCGCGUCGAAGGAGGAUAACAUAAUAAGCGCGGAUGGGGACUCAGAAAUUUCAGAAGUAGAGAACAACUACAAAUUUAUUAAAAAGUGUUCUUGGAUCCCUAGACCGAGCAAAAAUGCUACCUUGGAAUCUUUUAUUGAUAACUUUAAGUCAUACAUUAUUAAAAAUACUAAAAAUAACAAUAAACCUUUUGACAAUCUUACCAAUGAAGAACGGACUGCACUGAAAAACUUACGAUCUAACAACAAUAUCGUCAUUAAACCUGCAGACAAGGGCAGUGCAGUGGUUGUCAUGGAUAAAACUGCCUAUAUUCAAGAGGCUGAACGACAACUUAGCGAUGCAAGGUUCUACCAAAAACUAGACUCUGAUCCUACUACAUCUUUUAGCAGAGAUAUUACUAAUAGUUUGGAAGAAAUGCAUGACGAUGGUUUCAUCGAUGACAAAACUCUUGAAUAUUUGAAACCAGAAAACCCAAAACCGGACAGAUUCUAUCUAUUACCUAAAAUUCAUAAGGCCAAUAACCCCGGAAGACCUAUAGUUUCAGCGAACGGUCAUCCGACGGAAAAAAUAUCGGAAUUUGUUGACUUCCAUCUUCGUCAACAUGUUGAAGACUUACCAUCUCACAUCAAAGAUACAACCGAUUAUCUUAGAAAAAUGCAGGCCUUAAACCCACUCCCCUCCGACACGACUCUUGUUUCCAUGGAUGUUACCUCCCUCUACACUAAUAUUCCACAUGCAGAUGGCAUCGAUGCAUGCAAAGAAGUUUGGAAUUCCAGACCAGUAAAAUAUCCACCUACUGAAUGCCUGGUCAAAAUGCUCACGCUAGUACUUAAGAAAAACAACUUUACUUUUGAUGGAGAUCAUUAUUUGCAAGUAAAUGGAACUGCCAUGGGCACCAAAAUGGCUCCGUCAUAUGCCAACAUAUUUAUGGGCAAAUUAGAGAAACAACUCCUUGAAACUUCCAUCGAAAAACCGCUUUCCUGGUUUAGAUUUAUAGAUGAUGUGGAUAUGAAAUGGAACAAAAGCGACGAGGAUUUAGACACUUUUAUCACUCAUGCCAACAACAUACAUCCUAGUAUCAAAUUUACUCAUGAGAAGUCUAAAUCCAAAAUCGCCUUCCUCGAUACUUCAAGUUCGCUCACAGAGGGCAUCAUAUCUACAGAUUUAUAUUCUAAGCCUACUGACACUCAUCAAUAUUUGUCCCCUUAA
Molecule: messenger RNA, 1707 nt
Organism: Mytilus trossulus (common blue mussel)
Lineage: Eukaryota; Metazoa; Mollusca; Bivalvia; Mytilida; Mytilidae
Exons: 2
Coding region: 1-1707 (568 amino acids)
Source: RefSeq, a predicted model, not a curated record